Molecule: messenger RNA, 689 nt
Organism: Hylaeus anthracinus
Lineage: Eukaryota; Metazoa; Arthropoda; Insecta; Hymenoptera; Colletidae
Product: venom acid phosphatase Acph-1-like
Exons: 3
Biological process (GO): dephosphorylation
Molecular function (GO): phosphatase activity
Source: RefSeq, a predicted model, not a curated record
UACAUAAUAUCAUACAACAUUGAAUUUAUUGACCUGAUAACUGGGAACAAAGUUGUCACAUACGAGGAAAAUGAAAUUGUAAAAUUUAGAAAACCGAAUAACUCCAUUUUGAGAAAGGAAUUGAUUCCGUUGUUUUUUAUUUGUGAUUCCAGAAGAAACAUCUGCAACAUGAUUUCCUCCAGUCAUCGCACGUGUUCCUUGCCAAUGUAUGCCAUUAUUGGCCUAACGGCCAUCAUUUAUGCCACAACCGUCGGAGCAGAACUUCGACAAGUGAACGUGAUAUUUAGGCAUGGGGAUAGGACACCGGACACAGGUACAAAUGAAAUGUAUCCAAACGAUCCAUACCUCAAUUCUGCUUUCUAUCCAUUGGGUCGUGGCCAAUUAAGCAACGAAGGUAAAAGACGAGAAUAUCAACUCGGAAAAGUUCUUCGGGAGAGGUACCCAAGAUUUUUAGGAGAUAUUUAUACGCCGGAGUCCGUUUGGGGCAUGAGCUCGGACUACGAUAGAACGAAAAUGUCUUUACAACUUGUUCUGGCUGGGCUGUUCCCCCCAAACAAAGAACAGAAAUGGAAUCCCCAAUUGAAUUGGCAACCGAUCCCCACGCGGUACUUGCAACGGCCCGAAGACAACAUUUUUCUUGCAGACGAGUGUCCUCAGUAAGUCUUAAACAACUAUUACACAGUGUGUCC